This is a messenger RNA of Paramecium pentaurelia, 1826 nucleotides long. NCBI's taxonomy places the organism in Eukaryota, Ciliophora, Oligohymenophorea, Peniculida, Parameciidae. The record is from the annotation of a GenBank genome assembly.
GAUGGAUGGAUCUGAAUGGUCAUUUGAUAAUUUAAAUAGCAUAUGUUGGGCAAUAGGAUCGAUAUCUGGAUGUUUACCAGAAUAAGAUGAAAAAUAAUUUUUAAUUCACACAAUUAAAAAUUUACUUUCACUUUGUGAAGUUAAAAAAGGUAAAGAAAAUAAAGCUGUUGUUGCUGCCAAUAUAAUGUAUGUUGUAGGAUAAUACCCAAAAUUCUUAAGAACAAAUUGGAAUUUCUUGAAAACAGUUAUUAAAAAGUUAUUUGAGUUUAUGAAAGAAUCUUUCCCAGGAGUACAAGAGAUGGCAUGUAAUACAUUUUUAACAAUAAGUUAAAAGUGUGGUAAAGAAUUUGUAAUAAGAUAAUAAAUGUAUUAUUAUUUCUAUUAAAAUUUAGUUAAUCUGAUUAAUUAGAAAGAGAACCAUAUAUUUGUGAAUUAAUAAGAAACAUAAGAGAUUAAGUUGCAAUAUUAUAAGAUUAAUACAAAUUAGUAUAUUAUGAAAGUUUAAGUCAUAUGAUAAAAUUUGAAGAAGACUUAAACAUCAGAAUACAAUUAGUAAAUAGUUUAGUAAAACAUUUAAAUGAUUAAUUGAUUCAAUAUACUUCUUCUAAUAAUUACAUAGAUCUCUUUAAAGAUGAAAAAAUCUAAUAAUUUUUCAUCUAAUAUUUCAGAAUCCUAUAAUAAAUAGUUUAACCAACUGGAUAUGCAUUUACUUAAUCAUUAAUUUAACUAUUACCUACUUAUAAUUAAAUAUAUCUCUUUUAUAGUCAGAGUAUCUAAUAAUAAGUAAUUGGAUAAGGAAUAGUAGUUAUGGGUUGGUAUACAGUUAAGAAAUAGAGAGCUGUAAAAAAGGAAAUCUUAAAAUUAUAUGCAACUUAUUUUUAACAUAAUGAUUAAGAAUUAUUGAAUAAGAAUUAUCAAUUAAAGAAUUCAUUAGUAAUUCCUAUUUGUAAUCUUCUUGAAGAAUAUUCUUAAUCCAUAAAUGAAUAAAAGGAACCAGAAUUAUUAUUAACUUUUAAAGUAAAUAUAUUAUUAUAUAUGUAUAGUAUAUGCUUGAAAAAUUCCUAACACCAAUUGAAGAUUUAGUUCCAUUAAUUUUGAAAGGAUUAUUUGAUGCUACUAUUAGAUUAAUAAGUUAAGACUUCAAUUCUUAUCCAGAUCAUAGAAUCAACUUCUUUGAAUUUUUAAGAUCUUGUGUUUAAUAUCAUUUAGUGGCAUUAUUUAAUAUGCCAUAAGAUUAAUUUAAAUUAAUGAUAGAUUGUAUUGUUUGGGCAUUCAAACAUUAAGUACCUAAUUUAUAAGAAUUGGGAUUGGAUGUUUUAUACUAUAUAUUAUAAGUAUUUAUUUAUAAAUAUUUUUAAAGUAAGUCAAUAGUGAUGCAGUAGUUGCAAAUCAAUUUUAUUCACUUUAUCAUUUAAGAUUGUUAAAAGAUAUUUUGGAAAUUUUGACUGAUAAUUUACAUGCAAGUGGAUUUAAACAUUAAAGCCAAAUAUUAAUGAUAUUAUUCUAGGUAGCCUCUAAUUAACAAAUUACAACUAAAUUAUCUAAUGAAUAAGUUGGUUCAAACUUAGAAUUUAUAUCUUAAUAUCUUGUGACAUCCCUAUAUAAUGCAUUCCCUAAUGUUAGUAAGCAAUAAACUGAAUUACACAUUGCUAGAAUGUUUUAGAAUUUAAAUAAUGCACACAAUUUUAGAGUAAUAUAUAUAUAUAUAUUUAUUAGUAAGAACUUAGUGAUUACUUAAUAAAUUUAAAAUAAUUUUAAGAAAGUAAUGAUCAUUUAAAAUAACCAGAAAAUAAGGAAGAUUUAUUAACACCCAAGCCUUAAUGAAA